Molecule: messenger RNA, 2937 nt
Organism: Drosophila suzukii
Lineage: Eukaryota; Metazoa; Arthropoda; Insecta; Diptera; Drosophilidae
Source: RefSeq, a predicted model, not a curated record
GUCGCUUGUUGCUAAUCGCCAUUAGUUUAUCCGUGUGCCUGGCCUGUGGCAGUGUGUUGGUGGCCGCGAUUGCCCUGCGCCGCUCAGCCAACGCAACAGCAACAUUAGCAGCAACAACGACGGCAGCAACAUCAACGGCAGCAGCAGCAGCAGCAGCAGGAGCAACAUUGGAAGCAGCAACAACGCGAAGGAUACGGCACAAACGUCGCUCGUCGCAACGACGGCGCAGCAACAACAACGCGGUGCUGUCGUCUGGGAUUGGAACUGGGAUUGGGAUCGGGAUUGGGAUUGGGAUUGGCAACGGGAUCGGGCCUGGACUGGAAACCAAUUCGGCUCUGGCCCUGCCACUAGCAACACCAUCAACAUCGGGCUCCACAGCAGCGGAUCAGACAGCUAUAGCCUCUGCAGCAGCAGCAGCAGCAACAACAGCAACAGUAUCCCCAGCAGCAGCAACAGAAACAACAACACUUUUGCCAACCGAGCCGGAACAUUCUGUACCCAUGCUAUCGGUACAGACGGCCGGCUGCGCGGGAAUGGAGCGGCUCGGCGUUCCGACCCGCACAUCUUUAAGCUCACCACCCGAUGAUAGGGAUCAAUUUAGAUGUAGAAUGCGCGUGGAUGCGCUACAAGCACGUGAGCUCCUGGCUGUACGUGGCGAGACUGUGAUUCGUGGCGCCGGAAACAAUCAGCAGCAACAUCAUCUCCAUCACAGCAGCAUCAGCAGCAGCAACAAGCAACAACAUUCCCACCACCAGCAACAACGCAUGACAACUCCAAGCACGCACAACUCCGGCGGCGGCGGCGGCGGCGGCGCAGGAGGAGGAGGAGCAGGCGGUGACCAUCACCAUCACCAGCUGAGCAGUAGCAGCAACAACAACUAUAGUAUUAGCAGUAAUGUGGCGCGAGGCGGCAUUGAGGCCACCACCCUCAAGUACGGCAACACGGGCAGCGGGAGCGGUUGCUACAAGGGCGACUGCGGCAACUCCUCAUCCGGAUCGUCGUGCAGUUCGCUCCAGAGCCACAGCAACGACCACCACCAACAUUACCAGUACCAGCUGCAGCAGCAGCAGACGCCCCGCUGUCCCCAUCACGUACCACUGCCGGACAGCGAGUACGGACAGGAUCGCCACCUGCAGAUCAGGAGCAGCUAUCAGCAAUCGGAGAUCACCAGAUCGUACACGAAACCGCCGCCCAACAAGACGGUGCGGGAUGUGCCCGAGCAGAUCUCGGCGGGCGGCUGUGGCGUCUCCAGUUCCAGCUACCGUCUCACCACGCUCCAGGCCGCCUCCUCCACAUACACGCCCAGUGGCGUGUCAGUGUCCGCCUCCUCAUCGUCCAGCAAGUCCAAGCCGAAUGCCAUAACCAAGUUCUUCUCGCGGAUCAGUUCGCCAAAGUCGCCGCCGAGCUGUACGAUGUCCUCGAUGGCCACUGCAUCCCCUCCAUCCUCCGUCUCCAUGUCGUCGUCUGCCUCCUCGCUCGCCUCCUCCGCCUGUGUGUCCACCUCGUCGUCGGCCUCCUCGCUGGCUGCUGUGCCGUUGCCCACGCUGCCGGUGUCCAAUGCAUCGCUGCUGAAGAGCACAGCCUGUGGCUAUGGGACGAAUCCCAGUGGGACGCAUAUCUACGCGGGAUUGGGACCGAGCACGCAACUGCUGACCAGCCUGGGUACCGGAACGAGCGGCAAUUGCAGCCCCGAAAGGAUACCCACACCGCCGCUGUCCGUCUCCGUGCCCAUUGGAGCUGGUCUGCAGCCACUGAGGAGCAGCAGCAGCAGCGGGAGUAGCAGCAGCACCGCCAGCCUACCCGCCGUCGAGACAAGCACAACAACAGCCACCACUCAGUCUUCCUUUGCCACCGGAGCGACGGGGGAUCUCCCGCUGACCACGAUGAGCCGCAAUAAUUCCAACUCUAGCAUGAUGAGCUGCCACUGCAGCUGCAAUAGCCGGAAUUGCAGCCACUGUGCGGCCAACUCAUAACUGAGCUCGUGUUAAGUUUAACUACAUUAAAAUAUCGGCGGUGGUGCAGAAACCUCUGGAGAUUGAAGAGCAUUAGUUAGGUUAAAAGGGUCCACUAGAUGAUUUGCUCUGCGCAAGAAUCUUAAAGGUGUUUUAUCGCAAUGAUAAAAUAUUUUUAAAAGAUUUUUGUAAGGGGAAAACAAGGAUUUUUCAACUAGUGUUGUCACAUCUCCAGAGUUUUGUGCAGCACCUCCAAUAUAUAUAUAUCUACGUAUAUAUACGCAUAUAUUUUUUUUAUGUUAGCCUAUGUUUAUCUAUUAUGUUAAAGUUUAACAGAUUUAUUUUAUGUAGGUCUGUCGCCAACUUUUGCGCUGGUACGAAAAGACUGUUUAUUAGUCAGAAUUUAAUUUGUAAAUUUGAGUAACAAGAGAGAAGGAAAGCUAGAGAAUGAUAAAUCGUGAAGACAUAUAGCUGCGCUGCCGCCUUUUAAGCACUCACCACAGACCAUAGAAGGUUUUUUUUAGUUCUGUAACAUGAUUUCCAUUCGUCGCUUGCUAAACGUAAGGAAACGAAAAUCUUUUGUAAAAAACGAAGAAAGCAACAAACUUGAAAGAGACAGACACAAUACCAUUAAACUUGAAGAAGGGAAAGAGGAAAGUAAAUAACAAAAUAUAAGUGAAUAUGUAAUUGUAAUUUUAUGAAUGAAUAUUGUAUACACUUUAGUUUGAAUAACUCUAGUUUUAAAUCGAAGCCAACCAACUCUUAACUAUACUCUAUCCCAACCCCUAUCCAUAUCCCAUAUCCCCUAUUAUUAUUAUUAUUAUACGCUUGUCCCAUGUGCUGGAACACACGAAAAACACACAAACAAUUUUUAGUUCAAUUGAAAUUCGUAUUUGUAUAUUUGCUAACGGAAUUACAAUGUAAAAAAAAAACAAAAAAUGAAAUGAAAUCUAUGUAAACCAAUUUGUAGAGAAAUUUUUGUUUU